AAAGAGGUGAUCGUGCUGGGCCGGCUGUCCCACCCGCAUCUUGUGCGUCUGCACGGUUACUGCAUGGAGGGCCACGAGGCUCUGCUCGUGUACGAGUUCAUGACGCGGGGCAGCCUGGACAAAGCGCUAUUAGACAGUGCGAGCGGAGAGCUCUUCUUCAGCUGGAACAUGCGACUCAAGGUGGCGGUGCAGGUGGCAGAGGCAUUGGCGUAUUUGCACGGAGCCAACUUGAUCCACCGCGACCUCAAAGCCGCCAACGUGCUGCUCUCUCCUGAGUACGAUGCAAAGCUGACAGACUUUGGCAUGGUGCGCGUGGGGCCGGAUAGGCAGCUGCAAUCGAUCGUGUCGACCCGCGUCAUGGGCACCCGGGGGUACACAGACCCAUCAUACAUGGAGACAGGUCACCUGGGCGCCAAGAGUGACGUCUACUCCUUUGGCGUGCUCCUGCUAGAGCUGGUAACCGGCAGGAGAGUGGUGGACGAGGGGGAAAGAAUGGUCAUCGAGUGCCGAACUCGCCUCUCAGACCUCACACUUAAAGCCGCCGAAUAUAUCGAUCCUAGGCUCGGUAACCAAUACCCGGAGCGAGGAGCCCGAGGCUUGGCGACUCUGGCUCGGCACUGCGUGGCGGACGAUCGGAGGACGCGGCCGGAGAUUGGGACCGUAGUGGAGAAACUAAAGCUGUUGGUGAGGGCGUGUGAGAAUGAUGAGGCGGAAGCCGCAGCUAAAGCUGCGGCUGUUGUGAAGGUGUUCGAAAAUGAUGAGGUGGAGGCGGCAGCUGAAGCUGCAGCAUUGGAGGCGGGAGGAUCAGGGUUGGUUGAAGGGGGGGAUACGGUGGUCAAUGGAGGCUUGGCGACUCUGGCCCGGCACAGCGUGGUGGAUAAUUGGUCGGUCCGGCCUGACAUUGGGAUUGUACCGGAUAAGCUAAGGCUGUUGGUGAAGGUGUGUGAGAGUGAUGAGGUGGAGGCGGCAGCUCAAGCUGCAGCAUUGGAGGCGGGAGGAUCAGGGUCGGUUGAAGGGGGGGAUAUGGAGGUGAAUGGCGGUGACGGGGGGUCGUCAACAGCUGUGGCACCUCCAGUAGUAAAGAUUGUUGGUUGA
Closterium sp. Naga37s-1 is the source of this 1095-nucleotide messenger RNA. The record is from the annotation of a GenBank genome assembly. NCBI's taxonomy places the organism in Eukaryota, Viridiplantae, Streptophyta, Zygnematophyceae, Desmidiales, Closteriaceae.